AAUAAAUAGCAGCAUGGUGGAGGAAGUGUUGGCGGUGACAGGACAAACAAGGCCCCACGCUACAAAAAUCCGCAAUGCAACCUCAAAUUAUCUUAAUGAAGGAGGGGACGGACUCCUCUCAGGGCAAACCACAGUUAAUCUCCAACAUCAAUGCUUGUGCGGCUGUAGUUGAUGCUGUCCGUACCACACUGGGGCCCCGGGGCAUGGACAAGCUGAUUGUGGAUGCUAAGGGGUCAGCCACCAUCAGUAACGAUGGCGCCACCAUCAUGAAGCAGCUGGACAUCGUGCACCCCGCCGCCAAGACGCUGGUGGACAUUGCCAAGUCACAGGAUGCUGAGGUAGGGGACGGCACCACCACCGUCGUGCUGCUGGCUGGGGAGCUGCUGAACCAGUGCAAGCGCCUGGUGGAGGAGGGAGUGCACCCCCACGCCAUCAUCAGGGCAUUCAGGCGCUCCACAACUCUGGCCAUCGAGAAGAUUAACGAGAUCGCUGUCAAGAUCAACAAGCAGGACCCGGCAGAGCUGCGUUCCAUCCUGGAGAAGUGUGCUGGCACCUCCCUCAACAGUAAGCUGAUCCACCAGCAGAAGGACUUCUUUGCCAAGAUGGUGGUGGACGCCGUCAUGUCUCUUGAUAUGCUGCUGCCCCUCGACAUGAUUGGCAUUAAGAAGGUCACUGGUGGUGCACUGGAGGACUCCAGGUUGAUUGAUGGAGUGGCGUUCAAGAAGACCUUCUCCUACGCCGGCUUUGAGAUGCAGCCAAAGCACUACGACGACCCCAAGAUUGCCAUGCUCAACAUUGAACUGGAGCUGAAGGCAGAAAGAGACAAUGCUGAGAUCAGGGUCAACAAUGUAGAGGAGUACCAGAAGAUCGUCGACACGGAGUGGAAGAUCCUUUAUGAAAAGCUUGAUCUCAUCCACAAGUCAGGAGCCAAAGUGGUGCUGUCCAAGCUGCCUAUCGGAGACGUGGCCACCCAGUACUUUGCCGACAGAGACAUGUUCUGUGCUGGACGUGUGGCGGAGCAGGACAUGAAGCGGACCAUCAAGGCUUGUGGCGGUGCCAUCAUGACCACAGCGCACGACCUCUGUGACUCCGUCCUUGGCACAUGCAAGCGGUUCGAGGAGCAGCAGAUCGGAGCAGAGAGAUUCAAUCUGUUCAUGGGCUGUCCCCACACCAAGACCUGCACCAUUGUGCUGCGUGGCGGGGCAGAGCAGUUCCUGGAGGAGACGGAGCGGUCCCUCCAUGACGCCAUCAUGAUUGUGCGACGCGCCCUCAAGCAUGAUGCUGUGGUGGCAGGCGGCGGAGCAGUGGAGCUUGAAGUGAGCAGGCACCUUCGUGAGUGCUCCCGUUCCAUUGCCGGCAAGGAGCAGCUGUUCAUGGCUGCGUACGCUAAGGCCCUUGAAGUCAUUCCCCGGCAGCUGUGCGACAAUGCCGGCUUUGACUCAACCAUCAUCCUGAACAAGCUGAGAGCCCGCCACGCUGAAGGUGGGAAGUGGUUUGGGGUGGACGUGAUGAAUGAGGACAUUGCCGAUAACUUCACUCAGUGCGUGUGGGAGCCGGCGCUAGUGAAGAUCAAUGCCCUCACUGCCGCUUCAGAGGCCUCCUGUCUCAUUCUCUCCGUUGACGAGACCAUCAAGUCCCCGCGCUCCAGCCAGGAUGACGGGCCACCCAUGCCAGGCCGGGGCAGGGGCAGGCCCAUGUAAUCGCCCUGGGACCACUAAUGGGGGUCUCAGUGCAUCUGACUUUGCUUUAAUACAGGGAAUCAUUUGGAUUUUCCCGAUCUCAUUAGUUUGGGGUCAGUACAUCCACCUGACCUGUGCCCAGUAGGGAGGUCAGUGCAAGCCUUGGAGACCCCCACCCCACUCUUAUUGCCUCAUGUUAGCCACUAAUGUCUGCCCCGCGCUGUGCUACGUACGGUGACCACAGCCUAACACCGCUCUCCGCUACUCCACCAGUCAAGGUCGCGAGCCUCAGCACCCCACGCAUAAAAUAAUCUUUUUGUAUAAUAAAUGAUCAAACUCCC
Scylla paramamosain (green mud crab) is the source of this 2020-nucleotide messenger RNA. RefSeq names its product T-complex protein 1 subunit eta-like (gene CCT7). Gene Ontology annotation, biological process: protein folding. NCBI's taxonomy places the organism in Eukaryota, Metazoa, Arthropoda, Malacostraca, Decapoda, Portunidae. The record is from RefSeq and is a predicted model, not a curated record. Gene Ontology annotation, cellular component: chaperonin-containing T-complex. The transcript has 11 exons. Bases 75 to 1700 code for a protein of 541 amino acids. Gene Ontology annotation, molecular function: ATP-dependent protein folding chaperone; ATP hydrolysis activity; ATP binding.